Kickxella alabastrina is the source of this 537-nucleotide messenger RNA. RefSeq lists its product as uncharacterized. The transcript has a single exon. Bases 1 to 537 code for a protein of 178 amino acids. Lineage: Eukaryota; Fungi; Kickxellomycota; Kickxellomycetes; Kickxellales; Kickxellaceae. The record is from RefSeq and is a predicted model, not a curated record.
AUGUCUAGACACUAUCGUCAUCGCCACACUCGUCUAGUAUGGACAACCUCCAUGCAAUCCCACAUAACACUUAUUGACCUCCCCAUCCAACCCACAUCAGCAGCAACACCUACACCUGUGACGCCCGCGGCACCAGUACUCAGACCAACGCAUACACAUGGGGGCAACACCUUUGGAGCCGAUAACUUGGCCGCUAAUCUACGGCCUAUACAAUUGCGCAACAACACGCAUGGUACAAGAGCCACCCGCUCACAAACUUUACCCCCAGAAAUUAUUGCAUCAUCAUCAUCAUCCGCCGCUGCCGCUGCUGCUGCUAUUGCUGCUGCUGCUAAUACAAAUGCUGCUGCUGGUAGUGGUUUGAGGGAGGAUACAGGCACACAGAAUGUGGACUCCACAAGCGAAACUAAAUCAUCAGUGGGCUUUGUGCGUCGGAUAAAAGAUUCGUUGAAAAAACAGCUACGCACAUUAGGACAUUCCGUCCUUUAUCUUCCAGAGAACUCAAGAGCUUCACCUUACCAUUCAGUUUACUUGAACUAG